Musa acuminata AAA Group (dessert banana) is the source of this 1777-nucleotide messenger RNA. RefSeq names its product transcription factor MYB61-like. The transcript is spliced from 3 exons. The record is from RefSeq and is a predicted model, not a curated record. Bases 221 to 1477 code for a protein of 418 amino acids. NCBI's taxonomy places the organism in Eukaryota, Viridiplantae, Streptophyta, Magnoliopsida, Zingiberales, Musaceae.
GAUGAGACGUGCAACUCCGACAAUUCAACCUCUCUGCUUCUUCACGACUUUAAAAGGAAGAGGAAGAGGGAAGGGGGAGGGAGGGCAGAGGAAACCUCAGCUCGAACCUAAUCCACUUGACUGUGACCUCCCUCCCUCCCUUUUGCUCUCUCUCUCUCUCAAGAAAUCUUCAGCCAUAUUCUUUUCUGCAACAAGUUUGGUCCUGCAGUUGCCCUGAGAAAUGGGAGGGCACUCCUGCUGCUACAAGCAGAAGCUGAGGAAGGGCCUCUGGUCUCCUGAGGAAGACGAGAAGCUCAUAAAGCACAUUACCAAGUUCGGCCAUGGGUGUUGGAGCUCUGUCCCUAAGCAAGCAGGUCUUCAGAGGUGUGGGAAGAGCUGCAGGUUGAGGUGGAUAAACUACCUGAGGCCUGACCUCAAGAGAGGUACAUUCUCGCAGCAGGAAGAGGACCUCAUCAUCGAGCUCCAUGCGGUCCUCGGGAACAGGUGGUCAAAGAUUGCAGCACAUUUGCCGGGCAGGACGGACAACGAGAUCAAGAACCUGUGGAAUUCUUGCAUCAAGAAGAAGCUCAGACAGAGAGGGAUCGACCCCGGCACCCACAAGCCCCUCGCCGAGGUCGACGGCGGCGAUGACAACACCCAGAGCAACAGCGGGAAGAACUCCGGCACCAGCGACCUCCAAAUCCUGGUCACCCCUCAGCUGGCGAUGCAGGAGCCGACUCCAUCGGUGUCGGCUAUAGAGAAGUCGUUGGAUGAGAGCGCGACCUCCAAGUGUUCGGCCACGCCCACCAGAGAACCCUUCUUGGACCAGUUUCUUGCGAACCAUGAGAGCUCAUCGAGCUGCCGCUCUUCCAAUUCGAUGGGAUACUUCCCUUUUGCGCAGGCGAGCUUUGCUCCUGACUACGGCGGCGGCCGGACAACCUCGAGCGCUCUACCGAUCAGCUUGAAUCCCCUCCUCUGGUUCAGCCAGACGUCACGGCAUUUGGACGUGACGAACGGCGACGCAAUAUCCACCGUCGCGCCGUCCCUUUCCAGCACAAUUCUCUCGACUUCCAUGGUUCCCGCACCGAGCUGUGCAGCAGACGAUGCUCUCACGAACUGGUACGGCGGCGACUGCAAUAGCAGUCGUCGGAGCAGCGUAGAAGACAGCGGCCGCAUCGUGCUGCAGAGCACUUGCUCCUCCGACAGCUGCAUCUUCCCAUGGCCGGAUCUGACGCCUGACAAAGAUGUUCAGGUCCAGCUCGGAGGGGAGACCGAGGACCUCAAAUGGUCAGAGUACCUUCAUGGCGCAUUCGUGGCGUCAGCAACGCCGCAAGCCCCAAUCCAACCUCUGUAUGGUGACAUCAAGACGGGAAACCAAUUCCCCAUGAACUGUUUCAGCACUUGGCACCAGAACCAGCAGCUGCAGCAGCAGCUGCAAGCUUCAGACAUCUACGGCAAGGAUUUCCAAUCCGUGCCUCUGGGCUUCGAGCAUAUAUAGAUCGCGAAGAGGCCCAAAUUAUGAUCGGAAAAAGGCUCAAGCAAUAAAUUCUUCAAAGUCAUACAGGUGUGUGCGUCAUACACUUCCUCAUUCAUGUCGAGCUGAUGAUACUGGAGCUCUAUCAGCUCUUCAUCUUUGUAUACUUUGUGCAGUGUCAUGAACAAAAGCUUGUGCCAGUCUCGAGUCUUUUCCCUUUGUUCUUCUGUGUUCUUCCUUCAUGGCUUUGCAAUCACUUGGAGGACAGAACUGUUCUAUCUUGUAACCAGAAUGUCUACCUUGUUGCAUUCUCCUUUUUCUCGC